CUGAAAUCCGGCCAUUUGUACGAGCUGACUGCGGCGUAGCGCACGACCGAUCCUCUACCCCAUCUUCCGAAGAUUUUCAUGUCCAUCUUGCCCACCGAAGCCCAAGGAUUCUCAUCGUCUUCUUACCCUCAACCCCAGUCCCCAAACACUAACGCUAAUCAUGGCAACCCCCUCUCUCCCCACCCUCACUCUCCCCUCUCUCAGUCUCCUCCUUCCCUCUCCGGCCAGGUUCCAGGACCAGUGGCUCCAACUGCAGAAGGUUCAGGUGGAUCUUCCCAAAAGGUGAGACAGUCGGCAUCCUCAAAUGGUAAGAAAUUUGGAUCCUCUAAAUCAAGAGGGAAUAUAUCUGGAGCAACUGUUCCUUCGCGGAGUCAGCGAGGUACUGGGUCGACAGAUUCUCAAACAAGCUCCAUGCAGCCAACGGGAAGGAAAUCUCAAGCUAUUAGUGGGAACCAUCUGUUGAACUUUCAUUAUGACCCUAUUACUCGGUCUCAUCCUCGGCCACCUCCUCCCAGGAGAGCACAGAAGAUAAAGCCCUACAACAGAGAUCUAUUUCUUCAGGCAAAUUACAAGUUUGUUGUACUUGAAUCUGAAAAUUAUUCGCCUGAGUCAAUGGAUCCAGACAAGAUGUUACAGUGGGAGGACAUAAUCUGUGUGAAGUAUUCCACUACUUCGAUGGUGCAAUGUCCAAUUUGUUUGGAGUAUCCUUUAUGCCCGCAAAUAACCUCAUGCGGCCAUAUCUUUUGCUUCCCAUGCAUCCUUCAGUAUCUGUUGAUGGGUGAGGACUCCCAUAAAGGUGAAUGCUUCAAAAGGUGCCCUUUAUGUUUUGUCAUGAUAAGCCGAAAGGAUUUAUAUACUCUCUCCAUCGAGAUUGUCAAGCAGUACUCUGUUGGUGAUUCGAUAGAAUUUAUGCUUUUAACUCGUCAGAAGGAUUCUUUUGCCCCGACUCCGAAAAGUAAGGAUGGAACUUCUCCAGAACAUAAAGUGGAUGAGAAUGACAUGUUUUCAAAAUUCACAUUCACAUCAGACGUAGAUCUCUCUGCCAGAAGAGCAAUAGCUGAUCUUGAUGGUUGGUUGGCUAGGGCAGAGUCGGGGUUAGUCGAUGACAUAGAAAAGCUUCCAUAUGUCUCUGCUGCGAUGGAAGUACUUGAGAAGAGGAAGAAGUAUUGGAAUGAGCACCGAAUUUCUGAUGGAAAUAAGUCUUGUAAAUAUUUCUCUUCUCAGACAGAAUGCCAUGUACUUCCUUUAGGAGGAGGUGCCGAUAAUACUGAAGAGUGUGAGUUAAAAAGUCGAAUGCUGUCCACCAAUGGCAAUGAUCUGAACAAGAUGAGGGAGUCUAGGCAAGAUAGAUCUGAGCUUGCAUCUUCUGUGGAUCAUAUAAGUGAUGCUGGUCAAUCUAUGGGACAGAAAGAUCCAAGUCUUCCAUCUAAUGGUGAUAGUCAAAUAUCUGAAAGACGCGCGAGUGGCCCUGGAGAUACGAAGGAAAAUGACUCAUACAAUUUCUACCAGGCUGUUGAUGGUCAAAAUAUUAUCCUUCACCCAUUGAACAUGAAGUGCCUUCUGCACCAUUAUGGAAGCUAUGACAUGCUCCCGCACAGAAUAAGUGGAAGGAUUUUAGAGAUGGAGACAGUUACUCAGUCGGAGGCCAUUCGAAAACGCUACCGUUAUCUCAGUCAUUUCUCUCUAACGACAACAUUUCAGCUUUGUGAAAUUGACUUGAGUGAGCUACUACCUAGCGAAGCUCUGCUUCCAUUUGUUGAUGAGAUCAAGAAGCGUGAAAAGCAGCGGAAGCAACUCGCAAAGAAGGAAAGAAGGGAAAAAAUAAAGGCUGAAGCGGCUGCUGAAAUUCCCAUGUCUAUACAAUUUGAUGUUGGACAGUCCUCACGUGUUAGCCCCUCCACAUAUUCUAUGGAUGACUUUCAAGCUUUGGGAGGGGCUUCUGUUUUGUCCACUAGCCCUCCAGUUGUUGGGGAGAGGACAACAUUCUCGAACGUGACGAGGCUUGGGUACGCUGCGGGACACGAUUCUCCUGCCUUGAAGAAUGAGGAAGAUUCUUCCCGGAAUGAAGGCAAUGUGAAAGUUGAAUCUACUGGGUCAAACGGUUCGAGGGGUCAGAGCACGCCCUCAUUUGCCAACAUGAUGUCUAGGGCUAGAACAGUGGAAACCUUGGAAGGAUCUAAGAAAAGGACCGAGAUGGGGAAGAAGGGCAAGAAAUCGACUCAGGUCCUACUGUCAACAGCUGGUGGGCGGCGCUACUGAGAGUCUUGAGGUCUGAGCUGCUGGACUGGUCUCUUUACGUGCUUGUUCUAUUCGAGUGCGUCGUCCCGAUUAGGCAUAGUAAUAAUAAGAAUGUUGUGCUAUAUGAAUUGGAAUCCGCCUAUGUACUUGGUUGUAGAAUUAAUGGAAUCUAGAAAGUUGAUUUUGAUGUUCUUUGCUUGUUCUAUUUACUUGGUUUUUACUUUCUCAGAGUGCCAAUGGAUUGAUCUUAUUGCAACUUAACUUUCUUUAUCUGCAAUGGCAUACACUUAGAUCUUCGAUUAUAA
This is a messenger RNA of Punica granatum (pomegranate), 2543 nucleotides long. The record is from RefSeq and is a predicted model, not a curated record. Lineage: Eukaryota; Viridiplantae; Streptophyta; Magnoliopsida; Myrtales; Lythraceae.